This is a messenger RNA of Drosophila grimshawi, 509 nucleotides long. RefSeq lists its product as uncharacterized. The record is from RefSeq and is a predicted model, not a curated record. Lineage: Eukaryota; Metazoa; Arthropoda; Insecta; Diptera; Drosophilidae. The transcript has 5 exons. Bases 78 to 437 code for a protein of 119 amino acids.
CAGCAGGCCAACAUCAGAGAAGGACACAAAAAAGAGCCUCCCUCGACGUGAAGAGCCGCAUCAGGAGUCAGCCAUGGAUGAACAGCAGGAGUACCAGACGAACGUAUCACGAUGCAGGGACGGAGCACCAGAAAUCCAAAAAUAGCAGGAGUGCAUCUGGAGCAGUCCGCAGCGCCGCAUCAUACAGGAGUCGUCGGCUCCCCCGGACAGCAGGCCAACAUCAGAGAAGGACACAAAGAAGAGCCUCCCUCGACGUGAAGAGCCGCAUCAGGAGUCAGCCAUGGAUGAACAGCAGGAGUACCAGACGAACGUAUCACGAUGCAGGGACGGAGCACCAGAAAUCCAAAAAUAGCAGGAGUGCAUCUGGAGCAGUCCGCAGCGCCGCAUCAUACAGGAGUCGUCGCGUUGGGAGGCAGCAGCGAAGCCACUGCAAGUAAUAUGCAGACACCUCAACAAAUAUUGGCGAGAGUUCGCAGUGUUAACGGCAGGCGGCAGAAAUCGCGCUGGAU